AUGGAUUGGAGAAUGGAGAUUACAACGAGAUGGAGGAUAAGUACGAGAAUGAUAGCUGGAAAUUUAUCACAACCACAAAUGCAUCGAGAAUUGAAAAAUCUCAGAUUUAUCAAUCCUGGUGAAGCAGUAGCAGUUUCUACAGAAGAAGCCUUGCAUAGUAGGCAGGGAGUUCGUCGAUCUACAAGACAUCGGAAAGGACUAAAAUCUGUCAGCCGCACGACAGAUUACUUUCCGCAUCAUGACGAGAGAGGCUAUCUGAUCAAGGCCGAUGGUCAUGGUGUCAAGUUAUGCGACUGCUUGCGAACAUCUUGCCCAGGCUGUCAUUACCCAUGUGAAAAAUGUGGUUCACGCAUGUGUGGACCAGCCUGUCAGAGGAAUCGAGAUUAUAUUAUUGAAAAUUUUCUCACUGAAACUGAACCACCUCGGUUUCGUAAACAUCCUUAUUAUAGUCCGUGA
Acanthocheilonema viteae is the source of this 456-nucleotide messenger RNA. The record is from the annotation of a GenBank genome assembly. NCBI's taxonomy places the organism in Eukaryota, Metazoa, Nematoda, Chromadorea, Rhabditida, Onchocercidae.